Molecule: messenger RNA, 129 nt
Organism: Funneliformis mosseae
Lineage: Eukaryota; Fungi; Glomeromycota; Glomeromycetes; Glomerales; Glomeraceae
Source: the annotation of a GenBank genome assembly
UUAAGGGAGGAGGAUAGGAUAAUAAAGAAACCACAUAGAUACUUAAGAACAAUGGAUACCCAAACUCAAAAAGACGACCCUUUCACAUUUUCGGUGAGUUUGGUUAAUCUUUUGUUGGGACAAUUAUAA